GUGCUGUGGGCUGCGGGUUCUGUUCUUCGUCGUACACGACGAAUCGUUGUUGGGUUCAGUUCGGUUCGGUUCGCUUUGGUUUCGUUAUAAAAGACGAGGGUUCUAUUUCAAAUUUAUGGAGUUGUCAUUGAGCUCGCGAAGGUUCCGAGUCCUUACCAACUAGUAGUAGUGUGUGCUUUCAAUUAAAAGUGAUAGUGGUUGAUCAAAUAUCAACAAUUCAAUAUUCAACAAGUAUUCUUUUUAUCAAUCGGCAACAAAACGUUUUCAAAUAUGCAUUUGCUGUUUGUAGUAUUAGCCUGUGGCACAUUGGCUCUGAGUGCAGCUAACGAAUGGGGUUACCCAGAUCUGGAAAACAAUCAGGAUGAACCAUUUCCAAAGUGGGGCGGUCUCUGUGACAGUGGUAAGAAGCAGAGUCCCAUCAAUCUGCAUGUGAAUGGCGCCCUCAAGGGCGAAUUCGAUCCGCUGAAGUUUGAGAACUACGACGAACAUCAAGGUUCACUCCAAAUGGUCAACAAUGGACACUCAAUUCAAAUCUCGGGCUUUGAUCACGAACUGACGCUAAGUGGCGGCGCUCUGGGCAGCGACUAUGUGGUGGAGCAAAUUCACAUGCAUUGGUGGUCAGAGCACACGAUCAACACCAUUCGUUAUCCCCUCGAAGUGCACAUUGUGCAUCGCAAUACCAUCUACCCGAACAUUACGAUGGCUGCCAAUUUCAAGGAUGGCAUCACGGUACUCGGUGUGCUUUACCACGUGUCGAACACACCCAACGAGGCCAUCGACAGCAUCAUCAAGAGUCUGGGCGAGAUCAAGGCCUAUGAGCAGCAAAAUGUGCCUGUGAAUGUUGCCGACAGUUUGGCUGUCGAUGAUCUGAUACCCAGUGUUGCUAAUUACUUCACCUAUGCGGGUUCGCUGACCACGCCCACGUGCGCUGAGGCUGUCACCUGGAUUGUGUUGACCCAAACGUUCCCCGUGACCUUGGCCCAGGUGAAUGAGUUCAAGGAGAUCGAGUACGAUCAGGGCAAGCAGCUGCACAACAAUUACCGUGAGAUUCAGAGCGAGAACAAUCGUGCCGUUGUCCUUGUGGAGCAGCUGCAACGUGCCGGAGCAGCUCAGCUCUCUGCCUUGGGAUUGAGCCUCACUUUGUUGCUCUGUUUUGCAGUGCAGAAAAUCAAUUUGCUGUAGUUGAAUUCAACUGACAGAGAGAGCGGCCAUAACAAAAAACCAUAUCAGCCAUAGACAGACCAAAGACUGCACCUAAAACAUUUUAUGUGCGGAUGAUACAACGAAUUUUCUAAGCAGUGGAAAUGGAGAAGAGAAAGAGGAAGAAAGAGAGAGAGAGCAAAAAAUCCAGAGACAGGACCAGACAAUACUACAAUAUACUCAUUAUUUGAAAUCAGGCUUUGAAGCGUCGUGAUGAAAUUCAAAUAAAAAUUCAACUAGUCAAUUUUGUGUGACAUUCAAAGCAUGUGCCUUAAAAACACUCAUAACUUUUAUUAUCCUACGUAAACAUAUUUAAUAAAGAGAAAUCAUUUUUAUAAGCAAA
Molecule: messenger RNA, 1543 nt
Organism: Drosophila nasuta
Lineage: Eukaryota; Metazoa; Arthropoda; Insecta; Diptera; Drosophilidae
Gene: CAH7
Product: Carbonic anhydrase 7
Exons: 4
Coding region: 271-1182 (303 amino acids)
Cellular component (GO): cytoplasm
Molecular function (GO): carbonate dehydratase activity; zinc ion binding
Source: RefSeq, a predicted model, not a curated record